AAGAAAAAAAGGAAGAAAAACGAAGCCCAGCAACAUCACGAGCUACUCUCAGCGACGCGCGCGACCGUCUCAGAGGCUCCGUCAAAGCCCAUUGUUAUUCGAUGUCGCUACCAAGCCUCGGCAUGGCACGUUUGGCCACAUCGCUAUGUUCAUCAAUCCUGUUGAACGCACCGGAAAAUUGUGCUGUGGCCCCGCGGCGCCUUGAGUGUUAGUAGCGAAGUCUGGUCCUUCAAAUCGUAGCGCCAUGCCUGCAAAACGGAAAACACAGGGGAAGGCCAACGUGACCGAAGCAUCGCCAUCGAAUGAUUGGACGGAAAAGCCAAUCACCGUCCCCGAACUGCAGCGAUAUUUUCGCAAGCACGGCGUCUGUGUCACGAAGCCAUGCACUACGCCUUGUUGGAUUGCGACGAAUCUAACACUCUGGAACAGUAUUCUUCAUGUCGCCGGACUGGAACUACGUGAACACUUGCACGGUAGGCUGACACUGACAACUUUUCAGAGCUGCGAUCUGAAUACGAAUCCGCAUCGUGAUGUUUGUGCGUACGUUGUACUGAAACUGCUGAAAGGCCACCCAUGCAUUGAAGCUGUAGAACUCCAGUACGAAGGUCAGCUUCUCGAGUCUAUUCGAGCCAAGAGUCCUUUGACUUCGAAAUUUAGUGUGGACGCAUUCUCGUUGACCGGCCGCCAUAUCAAUAAGCUCGAAGCAAGUAAACUAAUUCGCGCGGCGACCCGAGGAAACGUCAGUCAUAUCAGCAUCAAGGGAAUUCGUUUGACCUACGAUGACAUCGACUUCCUUUCUGUGAAUGUCGCGAGGAAUGCUGGUUUGAAUACCAUUAGUCUCUGUGAAACCGGACUAAGGGGUUGUGAUUCAAUGGUGCUUGUUAGAUCCCUGAACGCUAACGUGACUGUAACGGUACUAGACUUGUCCUGGAACAUGGUUGGAGUGCGCGGCGCGCAACAGCUUUCCCUUGUUCUGAAGGGCAACACGGUCUUACAGAAAUUGAUCUUGUAUAGGGCAAAGAUUCGCAACAAGGGUGCUAUGGCCAUAGCGUCGGCACUGAAAAUCAACAACACGCUCGUAACACUGUCACUAGGACAAAACGACAUCGGCCCCACGGCAGCAGCAGUGUUCGGAGAGGCCUUGGAAAUAAACGAGAGCUUGAAGUACUUAGAUCUGAAAAAUAACGAAAUAUGCGGUAGUGGAGCUGUUAUGUUGGCAAACAUGCUACGAGUCAACAGCACGUUGAAGGAACUACAUUUGUGCGAAAACAUGAUAGGAGACGUGGGCACGGUUGCCCUUGGCAACGCGCUCUGCGUUAACAGUACCCUCCAGACACUCUCUCUGUCCGCGAACGAGUUCAACUACAGCGGUUCCAGUGCUCUCGCCCAGUGCGUGGAAAAGAACAGCUCAUUGACUCGUCUGAAUGUUGUAAGCAAGCACCCCUUCGUCAUAAACUCUCACCUGACAUCUUUCAUUGAGGCUCUGAAGAACAACCGCCACUUGCAAGGGCUAGAGCUGUCGGUCAAAUGCGAGGACGCGAUGCAGGAGCUGCCUGCCGCUCUAAUGAUGAACACAUCUCUGCGCGAACUGAGCAUUCAUUCUGACUGCGGUAGCCUUGAAGCCUUGUUCCUUGCCCUGGCAAAGAACCGCACCUUGGAAGCAUUAGAAUUGGACUGCAGCCUGUGUCUUCACUCUGUCGAAGCGCUUUGUUGGCUGUUCGAAUGCACAAAAACAAUACGAUACGUAACAAUUGCAUGGCAUGUGACUAGUGGUUGCCUGGAACAGGUCAUGUGUGGCUUGGAGAAGAACACAAGCGUCAUGAAAUUUCGAACAGUAUUGUCGUCAAUGCUAAUGGGAGAGAGUGCUGUCUCGUCGAUAACGUCCAUGCUCAGGGCGAACAAGACACUGAGCGCGUUGGUGAUUGACCGAGGGGGUAUGAGUGAAGCUGGCCUUUCGGAAGUCGUUGACGCCCUGGAACAGAAUCGUUCACUGUUAUCCCUUACGAUGGUGUAUCCCCCGAUAAGUAAGGAAGCAUUCAAAGUCAAAGAAGCCCUAAGGAAAAACUGGACGUACCUUCACCGUGCGGCGAAGUUCGCAGUGUUGGAAGUAACGGAUAAGUGCUCAGCGGAGGCAUUCGAAUUCCACAGAAACAGCGAGAUUUUGUUCUCCGAACUAACGGCUAGCAUGGGACUGUCAGACGCAGAAGCUGAGAAAGCAAUUCACAAAGCGAAAAUGUACAUCCGUAACAACUAUUUUGUGGUAUGCGGUGUCGUGAAAACAUCGGUGGUUUGUACACAGCCAUCACCGAAUAGGUUACAAACCUUGCUUCAUCAUGUCAACCCGUACUGCUUGUUGGAGAUCGUGUCUUACCUUAAGGUGUCUGAUGUGUUACUUCCCUGAAGCAAGCGCAUUGUGCAAUUGUGGAUGGAAGGCCACCCACAUACUGUGUAUUGUUUUAACGUUUAUUUCCUAGCUGCGGUGUGAAAACCUAUGUAUAAUAUUUACCAAGUCUGGAAACAGACAGAACUUCAUUUUGUAGCGUAUGGUCUGCUACAUUGUGUACUUUUUGUUCAACAAGAGAUGCCGAAUAAAUUUACGCAGCCCA
This is a messenger RNA of Ornithodoros turicata, 2606 nucleotides long. RefSeq lists its product as uncharacterized. Gene Ontology annotation, molecular function: protein binding. The coding region runs from base 245 to 2401 and encodes 718 amino acids. The record is from RefSeq and is a predicted model, not a curated record. The transcript has a single exon. Lineage: Eukaryota; Metazoa; Arthropoda; Arachnida; Ixodida; Argasidae.